AUGACUGAUGCUAUCCUGAUCAAAGGAGGCACCGUGGUCAACGAUGACGAGAUGGUGAAGGCCGACGUUCUGGUUCAGGAUGGAAAAAUCGUAGCCGUAGGCCCGGAUCUCCAUUGUGAAGGGGCCACCCUCGUCGAUGCUGCCGGCCGUCUGGUCAUCCCCGGUGGCAUCGAUCCGCACACCCAUAUGCAGUUACCGUUCAUGGGUGAAAUCGCAGUGGAUGACUUCUACUCGGGCACGCGAGCCGCUCUGGCCGGCGGGACGACGAUGAUCAUCGACUUUGUCAUCCCGGCCAAGGAUUCGACACCGCUGAAAGCCUACAAACAAUGGCGUGAUUGGGCCGAUCCAAAGGUCUGUUGCGACUAUGCCCUGUCGAUGGCCAUCACCACCUGGAAUGACUCGGUCUCCAAGGAAAUGGCGGAAGUCACCAAGCCGGAAUACGGCAUCAACUCGUUCAAAUUCUUCCUCGCCUACAAGGGAGUUUUUAUGGUGCACGACGACGAAUUCUACCAAGGGAUGCUACAGUGUGCCAAGAUCGGCGGUAUGGCUCGUGUCCACGCCGAGAACGGGCCCGUGAUUGCGGAGAAGGCUAAAGAACUGCUGAGCCUCGGAGUUACUGGCCCUGAGGGGCACACCCAAAGUCGCCCCGAAGAGCUCGAGGCCGAAGCGACGAAUCGCGCUUGUGUGCUCGCCUCGCAAGCCAAUUGCCCACUCUACGUGGUGCAUGUGAUGAGCAAGGGGGCUGCACGCGCAAUUGCCCAUCAUCGACAGCGAGGAGCCGUCGUCUUUGGUGAGCCGAUCGCCGCUGGAUUGGGCACCGACGGCUCGCACUAUUAUUCUGACGACUGGCUUCAUGCUGCCCGACACGUUAUGAGCCCGCCGCUUAGCCGAGACCCGAGCACGCCUGAAGCCUUGAUGCGCCUGUUGGCUUGCGGUGAGCUCCACCUGGUCGGAACCGAUAACUGCACCUUCAACUGCCAACAGAAAUUAGCCGGGAAAGACGAUUUUACAAAGAUUCCAAACGGAGUAAACGGGGUCGAAGACCGGAUGGCUAUCGUUUGGGAGCGUGGCGUCCACCGGGGUAUCAUGGAUCCGAUGCGUUUCGUGGCUGUGACUAGCUCUCAAUGCGCCAAGAUCUUCAACAUGUACCCGCGAAAGGGCAGAAUCGCCGUCGGUUCCGAUGCGGACAUUGUUAUUUGGAACCCUGACGCGACCAAGAUCAUCUCAAAGGACACCCAUCAUCAAGCCGUCGACUACAACAUUUUCGAGGGCCAAACGGUGCAUGGGGUAGCGGAAGUCACGAUCUCUCGCGGCAAGAUUGUUUGGCAAGAUCAGCGCCUCUCCGUCGAGGCCGGGGCGGGCAAGUUCGUGUCGCUGCCCCCGUACUGUCCGUAUGUAUUCGCAGCUUGCCAGCAGCGUGAAAAGGUCAUCCAACCCCGCUCUGUCAAGCGAGAGCCGAUUGCCGAAAUUGAAUCGCUCAAGAUCACCGACAAGCAGCAGACCACGAAAUCGAAAGUCCCACCCGGCGGCGGCUCCCAGAUUAGCUUUGCC
This is a messenger RNA of Mesorhabditis spiculigera, 1551 nucleotides long. Lineage: Eukaryota; Metazoa; Nematoda; Chromadorea; Rhabditida; Rhabditidae. The record is from the annotation of a GenBank genome assembly.